Drosophila subpulchrella is the source of this 297-nucleotide messenger RNA. RefSeq lists its product as uncharacterized. The transcript has a single exon. The coding region runs from base 29 to 193 and encodes 54 amino acids. NCBI's taxonomy places the organism in Eukaryota, Metazoa, Arthropoda, Insecta, Diptera, Drosophilidae. The record is from RefSeq and is a predicted model, not a curated record.
ACUGUCCGAUCGAUCCCAUCCCUCCUAUAUGGACGCCAUCACAAUCUUCGGCUUGGUCUACUGGCUGAUCUGCAUGAUUUUGUUCGGGCCGUUGAUGUUCUUUGUCUGCGUUUACCUGCCCGAAGUUCCGGUGCGGUAUGUGAAGAGUCUGAGGCAGCAGACGCGAGUGCCUUUCACCCUACUUGACCGCUAACCAGCCGAGUCCAUAGUACAUAGAUUAAGCAAGCCAUAAUUGAAAUGAUAUUGAUGUACAACCGAUCGAUUUGUAAUAAAAGUCUACUCCAAAUGGCAUUAAAA